Molecule: messenger RNA, 2787 nt
Organism: Colletotrichum truncatum
Lineage: Eukaryota; Fungi; Ascomycota; Sordariomycetes; Glomerellales; Glomerellaceae
Source: RefSeq, a predicted model, not a curated record
AUGCCCAAGCCGAUUACUGCUCGCGACUUCACGAUCGGCUGGAUCUGCACUGUGCCCAUCGAGCUAGCAGCAGCGAUUGAGAUUAUGGAUGAGGAAUACGCUGAACUCCCGUCCCAGCAGCAAGAUCCGAACGUCUACUGCUUCGGCCGCAUCGGUGUCCACAAUGUCGUCGCUGCUUGCUUGCCCGCCGGCCAGACGGGCACAAACAAAGCGGCCAUUAUAGCCAGCCAUAUGAAGCAAAGUUUCCCAUCGCUAUUAUUCAACAUCCUCGUCGGUAUUGGUAGUGGCGUCCCAAGCCUCGAGGAUGAUAUCGACAUUCGGCUUGGCGACGUCGUUAUUAGCCAGCCAAAUGGGCAGCAUGGCGGAGUAAUUCAAUAUGAUUUCGGGAAGACUGGGGCUAAUGGUCGCAUCGCUCGUACUGGUAGCCUCAAUGCGCCAUCGACGAUACUCCUUGAUGCUCUGGCUAAGCUCCGCGCAAAUGACAAUCGGGGCAAGACGCGGAUUAUCACGCAUCUUUCUCAGCUCGCUAAUAAACCACGGUUUAUAUCGCCAGGCCCUGAUAACGAUACCCUAUACUAUGCAUCAUCACCUCAUGCCGCCGGUGCUACAUGCGCAAAAUGCCGCCUAGAGGAUAGAGUAGACAGAGAGCCACGGGAAUCAAAUAAACCAGUCCUAUUCUUUGGCAACAUCGCAUCUGGGAAACAGGUAAUCAAGGAUGGACUAACACGCGAUAGGUAUAGUCAGCAGCUAGGAGGUAUAUUAUGCUUUGAGAUGGAGGCAGCCGGCUUGAUAAACACACUCGAUUGUGUUGUUGUUCGUGGUAUCUGCGACUAUGCAGAUGCACACAUGAAUAAGCAAUGGCAGCCAUACGCAGCUGCAACAGCAGCAGCAUGCGGUAAAGAACUACUAACUACAAUCCCGCCCCUAGUUCCAAAGACAGAUUGUAAGCGAUAUAAAAACUUGUUAAUAAAUCCUCACUUUAUGAUCCCAUUCGGCCGGAAUGAAAGCUUUAUCGGCAGGGACGUGAUCUUAACGCGACUUCUUCAUGAGAUUCCGCCGGCUGCUAAUAAAGACACCUGUCAGAGGACUACCGUCGUGGGUCUCGGAGGGAUUGGCAAGACACAGGUUGCGAUCGAAGCCGCAUACCGUAUUCGAGACGUACACCCAGACUGCUCUAUAUUCUGGGUGCCGGCCGUAGAUAUGGUUCUUUUUGAGAACGCAUAUCGCGAGAUCGGUAGAGCGCUUAACAUAGAAGAACUUGAAGAAGACGAAGCGGACGUCAAAAGCCUAGUUAAAACGGUUCUAGAACGCGAAGAUGUCAAUAGUUGGCUUCUUAUCGUCGAUAACGCUGAUGACAUGGACUUACUCUUUACUGGUCCUAAGUUGGCAACUUAUCUCCCUUUCAAUCGGAAGGGCUCUAUAUUGCUCACAACACGAAACCUCAAGGCUGCAGUACGAUUCAGUCAUCCUCGUGUCAUACGUCUAUCGGAGAUGGGUGUUGUCGAAGCCACUCAACUCUUACAAACGGGCUUAGACAAAUUCCAAAUCAGUGGCGCACAGGAAACUACACAAUUGCUCGAACAUCUCCUUUAUCUUCCUCUAGCCAUUCGGCAGGCAUCGGCUUAUAUCGCCUCUAAUAAGGAUAUGACUGUGUCUAAAUUUCUUGGGUAUUGGAAGGCCAAUGAUGAUUACCUGGGGAAGCUUCUGAGCAAGGACUUCAACGAUGACCACUAUCAAUACGAGGCUACACAGAAUCCAGUCACCACGCUGCAGAGCACUACAAAACUAUCCAUCGACACUCGAACAGUUUCCACCGAAAGCUAUAGCAAUGCUAGUGUGGCUAGCCAGAUAUUUAGCGGGGAUCUUGUCUCUACGAAGCCAUCGUCAAUUCAACCAAACAUCAAUGCCGUUGAUGAGGACAUCGCAACAAGGCAGAUGGCUGAGAUAUUCUAUAGCCACACAAAGAUUGAGAGUAACUCCAAUGAUGCGAGCGACGAAAUCAAAUCCCUCUUAUCGGAAUCUGAAGAUAUUCAGUCGAAAGAUGAAUCGAAUAUCACUCGCUGGGAAGUCAGAGAAGCUGCAGCCAGCUACCUGGCUGAAAUGUUGACUGACGAUCCAACCCUCGGUCCCUUAUAUGCAGAAGCGUCUAAACUUUUGGACGAUGUGCGUUUUUUUCGCAACCAUGGGCGUUUGCUUAAAAGAUAUUACCUGUCGCUGCGCUCACAAGCUUCAAGCCGAAAAUUAAGCGUGGCAAUUGACUUUCUCAGACCAAGAUCUCACAGAAGCCUUAUCUCAAGAAAGAUUCUUGAGAACACAGGGAGGAAAAGGGUUCAUGUGGCAUUGCCUGAAGCUAACGAGCGGAACUUAAUCCUAGAACGUUAUCUUAACGGCGUCGAAGUCCAGCCAGACGUGGUGGAAACACCACUAGAUGUUGAUGAAAGCAGUGGACGUGAAAUCUCUGAGGAUGAGAUCGAAGACGACCAAGAUGGAUUUUCUCUCCUUGAUCUUGAUUAUGCCAGGAGCUACUUCGUCUCUGGAACACCGCUAAUAUGUUUCAAAGUCGAGUUCCGAGAUUUCCUCAACCUCUCCAAGAAAGACGUGGAGGAGGUCCAAGACGAGACGCAGAAACAAACACAGGAGGCAAAGCAAUGGGGAAACACUAAACGUCAAAGUCUGUAUUACGGCGUUACUUACUGGAAAAGCAGACUAUUUUCACGGCUGUACGAUGCGUGGUUUCUGCCAAGACCUGGGUAUCAAAGAAUACGUUACAUUUGUGUUCGUGGCUGA